AUGGUUUGCCUUACUUUCUGGGGUGAUACCAUCUGCGUCCUGCUGCGAAAAGUGCUGGAGCAGGAAAAUUCAGUGGCGCCGAGUCCAUUCUCCGACCUUAAGGAGUGGUGGGUACGAAAGGCGAGGGGGUUCAAGAGUCGUGAUGAUGGCGUGAACCGUAUGAUGAUAAGCUGGGACAGGAUGCAAAGCAACUGUCAGGUCGAGUUGGAUGAGCUCACCAAAGUGUGUGUUCUCGGGAAAGGUGCAUAUGGCCAAGUUUGUCUGGUCGAGGACUCGAUGCGCGGACAGCGUUACGCGCUGAAGGCGCUGUCGAAGGGGCACGUGGCGAAGCAGGGCACGCAGCGGUUGGUCAAUGGUGAACGUGAGAUACUGUCUAUGAUUGACAGCAGCUUUGUCAUCCGACUGCAUCGGACGUACAAGGAUGCUCAACACGUGUAUUUCCUCUUGGAAGCGGCGCUGGGUGGUAGCUUGGUGCAGGUGGUCAAAGACCACCCAGAGAUUUUCGUGCAGGAUGCACCACGAGGCCACUCUGGAGCCUUCUAUGCAGCCUGUGUUAUUGCUGCGCUCGAGCACCUGCACGAACGUCGAAUUGUCCACCGUGACAUCAAACCAGAGAAUGCACUGUUGGAUGAGCAUGGAUAUGCCAAGGUCUGUGACAUGGGUUUCGCGCGUUUUGUGCUCAGCAAGACCAACACCCUGGUCGGAACACCUGACUAUAUGGCACCAGAAGUCAUUGACUUUCCUCAUACACACAACAGCAGCGUUGACUGGUGGGCGCUAGGAGUUCUUACUUACGAGAUCUUGAGCGGGCACACGCCUUUUACCGAUGAAGGCGUUUCAGACCCUAUGGAGAGGCUGCUCGCGAUCCGGCGCAGCCAGGAGCAAGGACCACUUCAAUAUCCUUUUCACUUCCCACAAGUCGCGAAGGGUUUUGUUGCCCAGCUGCUGCAGAUCCGGCCACACGAGCGCCUCGGAGCUGGACGAGGCGGAGCCCAGGACGUUCGAGACCACGCCAUGUUCAGGACCCUCGCGUUCGAUUUUAGAGCUUUCCACGAGCAGAAGCUCCCGACUCCGUUCCACAAGCAGUGGAGCUAUCCGGAGCACUUCUUCACGGAUGACUUUGGGUUAGAUCGUGGGCAACUGGGGUUGGACACAUCAGACAGCUUGUUCAUCCCAUACGAUGCAGAUCCGGCCGACGACUGGGAUGCCAAAUUCUGA
Messenger RNA from Symbiodinium necroappetens, 1218 nucleotides. The record is from the annotation of a GenBank genome assembly. Lineage: Eukaryota; Dinophyceae; Suessiales; Symbiodiniaceae.